This is a messenger RNA of Caenorhabditis remanei, 1491 nucleotides long. RefSeq lists its product as uncharacterized. Gene Ontology annotation, cellular component: signal recognition particle, endoplasmic reticulum targeting; cytosol. The transcript has 9 exons. Gene Ontology annotation, molecular function: GTPase activity; endoplasmic reticulum signal sequence receptor activity; GTP binding. NCBI's taxonomy places the organism in Eukaryota, Metazoa, Nematoda, Chromadorea, Rhabditida, Rhabditidae. The record is from RefSeq and is a predicted model, not a curated record. The coding region runs from base 1 to 1491 and encodes 496 amino acids. Gene Ontology annotation, biological process: SRP-dependent cotranslational protein targeting to membrane; SRP-dependent cotranslational protein targeting to membrane, translocation.
AUGGUUUUAGCCGAUUUGGGGCGAAAAAUCCGAAAUGCGAUCGGAAAACUCGGUCAGAAUACGGUAAUCAACGAGGAGGAGCUCGAUUUGAUGCUCAAGGAGGUGUGCACCGCCUUAAUUGAGUCAGAUGUUCAUAUUCGGCUGGUUAAACAGUUGAAGGAUAAUGUUAAAAAAGCGAUAAAUUUCGAGGAGAUCGUCGGUGGUGCGAACAAACGUCGUUAUAUUCAGAAGACUGUAUUCAAUGAACUUCUGAAACUCGUCGAUCCGGGAGUCACCGCAUUUCAACCGACGAAAGGAAAACGGAAUGUUUUCAUGUUCGUCGGUCUGCAGGGAUCCGGUAAAACUACCACUUGUACUAAGAUGGCCUAUUACUACCAACGUAAAGGAUGGAAGACAUGUCUUAUCUGUGCAGAUACAUUCCGUGCGGGAGCAUUUGAUCAAUUGAAACAGAAUGCAACCAAAGCGAGAAUCCCAUUCUACGGAUCAUAUUCUGAAAUUGAUCCCGUCAAAAUUGCAGCCGAAGGAGUCGAGAAGUUCACUAAAGAAGGAUUCGAGAUCAUAAUCGUCGAUACAUCGGGUCGUCACAAACAAGAGGCAUCUCUAUUCGAAGAAAUGUUGCAAGUAUCGAAUGCAGUGACUCCUGAUAACGUUGUCUUCGUAAUGGAUGCAUCUAUCGGACAGGCUUGUGAAGCUCAGGCGAGAGCAUUCUCACAGACUGUAGACGUCGCAUCGGUUAUCAUCACAAAGUUGGAUUCACAUGCGAAGGGAGGAGGAGCACUCUCGGCUGUCGCCGUCACGAAGUCUCCAGUGAUUUUCAUCGGAACCGGAGAGCACAUUGAUGAUUUCGAGAUAUUCAAACCGAAAUCAUUCGUCCAGAAACUACUCGGAAUGGGAGAUAUCGCCGGAUUAGUGGAUAUGGUCAAUGAUAUUGGAAUUCAGGAUAACAAGGAGUUGGUUGGCAGACUCAAACAGGGUCAAUUCACGCUUCGUGACAUGUACGAACAAUUCCAGAAUAUCAUGAAAAUGGGCCCAUUCAGUCAGAUUAUGAGUAUGAUCCCCGGUUUCGGACCAGAAUUCAUGAAUAAAGGAAACGAACAAGAAUCGGUGAAUCGUCUGAAACGAAUGAUGACAGUAAUGGAUUCGAUGAGUGACAAAGAGUUGGAUCAUCCGAAAGCAUCGGAAUUAUUCACGAAAGAACCGAAUCGUGUUGCACGAGUCGCCAGAGGAUCUGGAAGUCAUCAGCAAGAAGUACGCGAUCUCCUCGCUCAAUACAAGAAAUUCUCGGAUGUUGUGAAGAAGAUUGGAUCGAUUAAGGGACUUUUCAAUGGUAAAAAUGGCGACAUCAAUCCGAAAAACAUGAAUCCGGCGAAGAUGGCCCAGUUGAAUCAGCAAAUGGCGAAGAUGAUGGAUCCACGUGUACUCCAACAGAUGGGAGGAAUGGGUGGACUUCAGAAUAUGAUGAAUCAGAUGGCCAGGGCUGGAAAAAUGUAG